AUAAAACUUGUUUUUUCUUAUCCAAAAUUUCCCUUUUGUCUUAUCAAAUUUGGGCAUUAUAAAAUGAAGAAAAAAAUAAGGGACAUACUAGUCAUUUCCAUCGAUCUCCAAAAAAUUCGACCUACAAAAUUGCGCCCUGCCCUUCUUCGAUUCAAAACCCUUCUUCAUUUUUCACUUUCUCUCAUUCUAAACCUUCAAAAGCCUUCUUCAUCUCCCGCUCUUAUCAUCUCACUUCCUUUCUUUCAAUGGCGAUGACAAGAAGAGCGGCUGCUGCGGCUGAUUAUGCUGCAGCUGUUGCUGCUGUUGACGCCGAUGAUUAUUCUGCUACUGUUGCUCCUGCUGAUUAUGCUGGUGCUGCUGAUUGUGUUGUUGUUGCUGCUGAUUAUGCUGCAGCUGUUGCUGUUGUUGUUGCUGCUGAUUAUGCUACAGCUGUUGUUGUUGUUGCUGCUGCUGAUUAUGCUGCAGCUGUUGCUGCUGUUGACGCCGCUGAUUAUGAUGCUGCUGUUGCUGCUGCUGAUUAUGCUGGUGCUGCUGAUUGUGCUGUUGCUGCUGGUGAUUAUGCUGUUGUUGCUGGUGCUGCUGAUUAUGCUGGUGCUGUUGAUUGUGCUGUUGCUGCUGCUGAUUAUGCUGCAGCUGUUGCUGCUGUUGACGCCGCUGAUUAUGAUGUUGCUGUUGCUGCUGCUGAUUAUGCUGGUGCUGCUGAUUGUGCUGUUGCUGGUGCUGCUGAUUGUGCUGUUGUUGUUGCUGCUGCUGAUUAUCCUGCUGUUGUUGAUGGUGCAGAUAGCUCGAAUUCGUCAGCACUUCCUUCCAUGGAUCGUCUCAGAGAUGAACUUUCAUGUGCAAUUUGCUGGGACAUCUGCUAUGAACCAAGCACAACUCCAUGCGGGCACAAGCUGAUGUUACUAUGUUAGAUGAAACCGAAGGAAGAAUAAAUGUUAGUUACUUGGCUCGAGUUGCUUAGGGUUGAUGUUAGAUGAAACGGAAGCCAGAAUGCGAGCCAGGGAUUAAGAUCCAACUAAAAGGCAUAGUUGAUGGACAAUUUUGAGGUUCAGUAACCAAUAAAUGUACUACCAUUUUGUUUGUUCUAUGUAUCAAUAAACUCAUGUUUUCUUCUUUGAAUGUAUCAAUAAGCUCAUGUUUUCUUCUUUGGAUGUAUCAAUAAGCUCAUGUUUUGUUUUCUUCUUUGGAUCUAUGAAUAAGCUUUUUACUUCAA
This is a messenger RNA of Spinacia oleracea (spinach), 1213 nucleotides long. Its product is annotated as cilia- and flagella-associated protein 54. The transcript has 3 exons. The record is from RefSeq and is a predicted model, not a curated record. Bases 246 to 911 code for a protein of 221 amino acids. Lineage: Eukaryota; Viridiplantae; Streptophyta; Magnoliopsida; Caryophyllales; Amaranthaceae. Gene Ontology annotation, cellular component: site of double-strand break; nucleus. Gene Ontology annotation, biological process: double-strand break repair. Gene Ontology annotation, molecular function: ubiquitin-protein transferase activity; nucleosome binding.